Molecule: messenger RNA, 879 nt
Organism: Nilaparvata lugens (brown planthopper)
Lineage: Eukaryota; Metazoa; Arthropoda; Insecta; Hemiptera; Delphacidae
Product: histone H1-like
Exons: 1
Coding region: 88-783 (231 amino acids)
Biological process (GO): chromosome condensation; nucleosome assembly; negative regulation of DNA recombination
Cellular component (GO): nucleus; nucleosome
Molecular function (GO): nucleosomal DNA binding; double-stranded DNA binding; structural constituent of chromatin
Source: RefSeq, a predicted model, not a curated record
GUAGCGUAGAAUCUCGAAGCUAUUGAAAGCAAGUUAGCAUCAGCAGCAGCGAUACCACUACUGUCUACUCUACUACUCAACAACAAGAUGUCAGCCGAGACAGCAACCAGUCCAGCGGCAACGGUCCCAGCCGCGUCCACACCGGCCAAGGCGAAGAAGGCGGCCGCAUCGAAAGCAGCAGCCAGCUCCAAGAAGCCGCGUGCCAAGCCAGCACACCCGCCAACCGGCGAAAUGGUGAACGCUGCUAUUGCCGGACUCAAGGAGCGUGGUGGCUCGUCACUGCAGGCGAUCAAGAAGUACAUUGCUGCCAACUACAAGGCCGACGCAGAGAAGCUGGCGCCGUUCAUCAAGAAGUACCUGAAGACAGCCGUCGCAUCGGGAGCUCUCACCCAGCCGAAAGGCAAGGGUGCCGCCGGCUCGUUCAAGAUCUCGGUGAAGGAAGCAGCCAAGGGUGCUGCCCCGAAGCCGGCUAGUGCCAAGCCGAAGUCAGCUCAGCCAAAGAAGAAGAAGCCCACUGCUGCCGGAGCAAAGCCGAAGAAGGCCGUUGCCUCGGCUACAAAGAGCAAGGCAACGUCUGCUGCCGCCGGUGAGAAGAAGAAGGCCGCAGCUAGCAAGCCAGCCGCCGCGAAGAAGAGCAGUGCUGCUGCUUCGGCAGCCAAGUCCAAGUCUCCUAAGGCGAAAAAGGUCACCAAGCCGCCUACCAAGAAGCCCAAGUCGCCGAAGCCGAAGAAGGCAGCCGUCGCCAAGAAACCAAAGAAGGCUACUGUCACUAAGAAGAAGUAAAUUCUUCUACGGACCUACCACACACCAGCCAGCCGAGGGGCCUGCCGCUGUCGUCGCAAGCACUUCACAUAAAAACGGCUCUUUUCAGGGCCUCCA